GUUUCACAACGUUAUCCGGGAAUAAUAUCCGGAUAACUCACCAUCUUGACAUGAAGUUGGCGACUGGCGCAGACAUUCCGGACGUAGCGAUUGGAACCUACAGGUUGCGUGGAGAUGACGCAGAACGAGUCGUGUACGAUGCGUUGUGCGUGGGAUAUCGCCACAUUGAUACGGCUGCAGUGUAUCGCAACGAAGUAGCCGUGGGCCGCGCAAUCCGUCGUGCUAUUGACGAGAACAUUUUGACACGGCCAGAGCUUUUCGUGACGACCAAGGUCUCCCCAAAGCACAUGGGGUAUGCCAAAACGGUGGAAGCAAUACAAGGAAGUCUGCGGGAUCUAGGCCUCGAUUACAUUGACCUGAUGCUACUGCAUUGGCCUGGAACGCAAGGGAAGAAAGCAGACAGCCCACUGCAGCUCCCGAAUCGGGUCGGCAGUAUGCAAGCUCUCACGGAAGCCUUCAAUGCUGGUACGUUGAAGGCAGUGGGUGUGUCCAACUUCCUAAGGGCGCAUUUUGUCGGCCUCGACCACUUUCCUAUCCACGUAAACCAAGUGGAGUUUCACCCGUUGCAGUGGACAGCAGAGACCCACGAACUAGUGGGGUAUUGCCGCCGACGACACAUGGUCAUGGCGGCGUAUUCCAGUUUGGGCGAAGGAUCUCUGCUUGAUGACGUGGCAUACCCUGAGUUGGCGCAUGUAGCGCGACAGGUCGGCGCUCCUGCGACCGUCGCGCAAGUGCUGCUGGCAUGGGGUCAUUCCCACGGGUGGGUUGUCAUACCCAAGGCCAGCUCGAAGGCCCGCAUCCAGGAGAACUGGGACGCGACUCGGCAGGUGACACUCUCGGAUGAACACAUGGCCUCCAUCAACGCCAUCGUUGACCGCGUCGGACCUGUCAAGUUCUGCUGGGAUCCGUCGGUCAUAGCAUGAGUAAGAAGUAUUAAUACCUAGUCGGAUUACGAAGGAUGCGAGGAUGGGGUAAUCGAAACACGACCAUCAU
Aphanomyces astaci is the source of this 993-nucleotide messenger RNA. RefSeq lists its product as hypothetical. Lineage: Eukaryota; Oomycota; Saprolegniomycetes; Saprolegniales; Verrucalvaceae. The record is from RefSeq and is a predicted model, not a curated record. The transcript has a single exon. Bases 51 to 923 code for a protein of 290 amino acids. Gene Ontology annotation, molecular function: oxidoreductase activity.